UCUGUCAUGUGAUCAGCUGUGUCCAAUCGCAGCUGAUCACAUGUAAAUAAGGAAAUGCCGGUUAUCUGCAUUUCUCUCGCUGACAGCUUGGCACUGAUGAUCAGUGUAGCCCCAGCAGUACCACCUGUCACUGCCCAUCAACGCCACCUGCCAGUGACCAUCAGUGCCACAUCAACGCCACAUAGUGCCUAUCAGUGCACAUCAAUGCUACAUAUCAGUGCCCAUCUGAGCUGCCUUUCAGUGACACCUAUCAGUGUCUGUCAGUGCCACCUAUCAGUGCUGCCAAUCAGUGCCGCCUACCAGUGCCUGUCAGUGCCACCUAUC
Messenger RNA from Staurois parvus, 324 nucleotides. Lineage: Eukaryota; Metazoa; Chordata; Amphibia; Anura; Ranidae. The record is from the annotation of a GenBank genome assembly.